Molecule: messenger RNA, 2800 nt
Organism: Acanthochromis polyacanthus (spiny chromis)
Lineage: Eukaryota; Metazoa; Chordata; Actinopteri; Pomacentridae
Product: ras-related protein Rab-40B-like
Exons: 6
Coding region: 276-1097 (273 amino acids)
Biological process (GO): protein localization to plasma membrane; intracellular signal transduction
Cellular component (GO): synaptic vesicle; plasma membrane; endosome
Molecular function (GO): GTPase activity; GTP binding
Source: RefSeq, a predicted model, not a curated record
GGGAGCCGCCACCGUCCGCCUUCAGUCCCGGAGCAGAACGGAACCAACCGGAGAACCAUCACCUCCGUGCGUAAAAACGCGGCGCGUCCUGUGCGCGCUGCCGGCACAGAGCGCGCACCAGCCCGAGCUUUGAUGCGUGCCGCAGGUUGGACUCACCUGGACUGAGCAGAUAACAUGUGACCCGGUGUGCUCCUCUGGAACCGGAGGACCAGCAGGGAGCCUGGGUUCGGGUGUCGCCUCAUGAUGGGACGCUUCGGCCGCCGCCCGCCGCCAGGAUGAACCGGAGGAGCUCCAGAGCGCACGACUUCCUGCUCAAGUUCCUGCUGGUGGGCGACAGCGACGUGGGGAAGGGAGAGAUCCUGGAGAGCCUGCAGGACGGAGCCUCUGAGUCCCCGUACGGACACGACAUGGGCAUCGACUACAAGACAACCACCAUCCUUCUGGACGGGAGACGAGUCAAACUGCAGCUCUGGGACACGUCUGGUCAGGGACGGUUCUGCACCAUCUUCAGGUCUUAUUCCAGAGGAGCUCAGGGGGUCCUUCUGGUUUAUGACAUCACCAACCGCUGGUCCUUCGAUGGAAUCGAUCGUUGGAUCAAAGAGAUAGACGAGCAUGCCCCAGGGGUCCCUAAGAUCCUGGUGGGGAACCGGCUCCACCUGGCCUACAAGCGUCAGGUGACCACGGACCAGGCCCGGGUCUUCGCCCAGAAGCUCGGUGUCACGUUCUUCGAGGUCAGUCCGCUCUGCAACUUCAACGUCACCGAGUCGUUCACUGAGUUGGCCCGGAUCGUCCUCAUGAGGCACGGCAUGGAGCGGCUCUGGAGGCCCAACAGAGUGUUCAGCCUCCAGGACCUGUGCUGUCGCUCCAUCGUGUCCUUCACUCCGGUCCACCUGGUGGAGAAGCUGCCGCUGCCUCCAACCCUCCAGUCUCACCUCAAGUCCUUCUCCAUGGCGACCGGCCUGAACGCCUGCAUGAUGCAUGGAGGCUCGUACUCUGUGGCCGGGCAGCACGGCGCCCCCCGGAGGACCAAAGCCAAACCCAUCCCACCGACCAGCCCGUCUGCUCAGAGCUGCAGGAACGGCUGCAAGGUUUCCUAACGGCACGAACGCACCACGCUGCGUUCAGGGCCUGGAGGCGUCGGCAGGAAGUUUCUGAUCUGGAGGGGGAAAAAAAAAGACAAUGAACAGCCGUAAACAACAGGAAACAACAAUAAACAGGAAGCAAGGUUAAAAAACAGUAAACAACAACAAUCAAGAGUUCACAACAAUAAAUGACAUUAAACAACAGUAAACAAAAGUAAAUAAAAGGAAGCAACAAUAAAAACAGUAAACAACAACAAACAACAGGAAACGAGAAAACAGUAAACAACAAAAAACAAGAGUUCACAACAAUAAAUGACAUUAAACAACAGUAAACAAAAGUAAAUAAAAGGAAGCAACAAUAAAACAGUAAACAACAACAAACAACAGGAAACGAGAAAACAGUAAACAACAAAAAACAAGAGUCACAACAAUAAAUGACAUUAAAUAGCAGGAAACAAAAGUCAAGGAGAAGAAACGAGUCAACAGCAUUAAGCAACAAUUAACAGGAAAUGAAGGCAAAUGGCAAAAAACAGCAAACAACAAUAAACAACAGUAAACAAUGAACGACAGUAAGCAACAGGAAACAAGAGUAAACAACAGGAAACAGUAAAUGACAAGAAUAAACAGUAAACAUACAACAGGAAACAAACAAUAAUAAACAGGAAACAAGUCAACAACAGGAAACAACAAUAAAUGACAAACAGGAAAUGACACAACAAUAAACAAAAGUAAGCAACAAGAAACAAACAAUAGUAAAUGAGAAUAAACAACAGUCAAUAACAGCAAACAGGAAACAACGGGAUACAACAAUAAACAACAGGUGUAAACAAUGUAUGAUUUGUUUUCUGAAAAUAUUUUGUGUAAACAUGAAAACUUUACAUCAGAAUAUUCGACUUAUUUCUGAACAUCGUAGAACAACUAUUAUAAACUGUUCUCAAAAUAUUCCGACUUUUUCUCACAAUGUUUCGACUUUUAAAGACUUUCUGAAGAUUUUCUUCUAAUUUUAAUAAAAUCUUUAUCAAAAUAUUACACCCUGAAAAUGUCAGACUUUCUCUUUAAACACACUUUUUCACAGAAAGCACUUUAUUCUGAAAAAAAUCACAACUUUUAUUCUCAAAAAUCUACAUUUUUUCGCAGAAUUUCAACAGUAAAAUUUUAAUAUUCUUCUUAUAUCUUAUAUCAGAUAUCUUAUAUUCUUCUUAUGUCACAUAUUUGCGAUCUCCUUCCUUGUAAAAUCAGAUUACUGUUUAAAUAUUCCGACUGUUUUCUCUUCAUUGUGACUUUUUCAGGUUCAUGUUUUUAUUCCUAACGGUGACCUGAUUAACUCCAUCAGACUUCAGAGAAGAAGAGGAAACUUUUAAACUUUCUGCUGCGAUUAAAAUGUGUUUCUAUAUGAUAUUAAGGCCUGUAAUGAAUCACAAACUAAAGAAGAGAUCUGAGGUAAAUGAACCACGUUAAAGCCUCAGACUGGUUUUAUUUCAGGUAAACGUUUCUUCAUGUUUUCACAGCAGCAGCACAGGAUUUUUACACUCUGAACCCUCACCUUGUGUUUUAUUGAACCUCCUCUGUGUACAAUAUUUGUACGUGUUGUAAAAACGCUGUUUGAUAUGAUGAUGAUGAUGAAGAGCCUGUUUCAGUGUUUCAGGAGGUCACGUUUGUAAGAUGCACUUUUACGAUGAACAAUAAACAUCAGUGUGCCUGUUUAAUGUCAAACAUCA